CUCUUCCAUUGGACCGUAACAGAUCCUCUUGCAUACAGUGCGGGGGGUGAUAUUAUUAAAGGGCUAGUUGCUUGUUGCCACGUACCAUCCUGAGCACGGUACGUAUAAGCAUAGAGAAAGGAUCUAUGGUAUAAGGAAAGGUACAAGCAAAUUGAAAACUCCCUCACGAUCUACAUCUAAAUCUACUGAGCUACUCGUAAAAGCCUGUUCAUCAUCUAAAGACAUGGCCUUGUUCACUGGCAUUACCGUUAAACAUUUCUCUUUGGUACUUCGUUAUUUGAUGGUGUCGUAUCUUCUGAAGGCCGGUCUUCAUUUGGGGGAUGUCUGCUCUUCGGCUGAUGCAGCGGGUUACAAUACCGAAGAGGUCUACAAAAGAAUGCUCGUAUUCAAGGAUGUUAUUACUGGCAAUGAGAUGUUUACUGAUUCCUUCAAGUACACGUUGGUGGAUGACAUUGUGUACGAGGUUGAAGCAAAGUAUAAGCCCAUAGACAAUGGAAUGGAAUCCGUGCCUUUGUUGAAGGCAGAUGCGGAAGUUGAUGAGGACUUAGACGUAGUGCCUGACCUUGUCGAGACUUCGAAUCUUGUGGAGGGUCCUGUAGAUGACAAGAAGGUACAGAUAAAGGCAUACCUGAAGAAUCUCAGCGGCCGUUUCGACGAUCCUGAUGAGAAGCUUUUGUUUCAACUCAAGCUUAAAAGAUAUUUUGAUGGACUACUGGGCAAAGGCUGGAAGAACCUGGAUAAGUUUCUCAUGUACUGGGGUGAAGACGAUGAGUUUGAUAACGAAGGCAUGUGUAUCCUUAUGGGUCACAGGGACUCCGGCUCGCCGUAUUUUGUGUUCAUUAAGCAAGGACUUUAUAAUGAAAAAUAUUAAAGGCACUGGAAACAAGUAUUAUACUCAAAAUAAUUGUUAGUACAACAACUUACUUGGUAACGAGCAACCACAGAGAGCUAUUAAUUCAUUUAAAUACCAACUAAAACAUGUUUACUAAAUUCCCAAUUUAAUUGAGCCGUUUCUCACAAUGUUUUAUACCAUCAACCUCUCCCCAUUACCAAGAAAGGUUUUAUGCCAACAAUUAUUUUGAGUAAUUACCAAUAGUGUCCACUGCCUUUAAGAUAUAUGCCAUGGUGUCACCGCAAACCUAAUACCGACUACCAGGAACAAAGAAUCGGUACACAAUUUUAAUUAAUAAAUGUUCUUUAAUUCUCCCCUUGACUUCUACAAUUAUAGAAUAAAUAUGUGUGAUUGUUUUUGUUAAACCCCUACAGUCUUCAAAGCUAGUAAACAAUGCCAGUUAUGAAAUAAUGCCAACAUAAUGACAACACAAACGAGUCCUGUUCCUUUCUAAAAUCAAACUUGGAUUCCAAGUGUAAAAUUUAAAGAAAUAUCCGAGUUUCUUAUUCCGUUUCAGACCGACGUCAUGAUUCGUCAUCUUUUGUUCCUAGUGCUGACUUGUUAUGAUAAAAUCCACAUGUAA
Molecule: messenger RNA, 1475 nt
Organism: Asterias rubens (European starfish)
Lineage: Eukaryota; Metazoa; Echinodermata; Asteroidea; Forcipulatida; Asteriidae
Product: translationally-controlled tumor protein homolog
Exons: 5
Coding region: 224-871 (215 amino acids)
Biological process (GO): translation
Cellular component (GO): ribosome
Molecular function (GO): structural constituent of ribosome
Source: RefSeq, a predicted model, not a curated record